This is a messenger RNA of Meloidogyne enterolobii, 1365 nucleotides long. NCBI's taxonomy places the organism in Eukaryota, Metazoa, Nematoda, Chromadorea, Rhabditida, Meloidogynidae. The record is from the annotation of a GenBank genome assembly.
AUGACGUCUGAUCAACAAAAUGGAAAAUCUCCAUUUUUGCCAAGAUUAGGGAUGGACAACGAGGACAACAGAAACAACACCAACAAGUUUAGGAGAACAAACAUCAAUUCUAUUUGUUCCUUCAAUUUCAAUCGGUUCCAUUAUUGUGUUCUGUUAUGUUGGCUGUUUGGAAUUUUCUUCGCAACCCAAAUGAUUUUUUCCGUAUUUUCAAAUUAUAUACCAAAAUGGAAAUGUUUAUUAAAUAAUACUUCCAAUUUUGCUAGAAAUUGUACAAUAUAUCAACAAUGUCCAGAGAAUUUGAUACAAUUUGAAGAGAAUAUACCUUUUCAUUCAGCGGCAAUGGAAUUUGGCUGGAUUUGUGGAGCUAAUGCAUAUAAUCGAGCUUUAUUUAGCCAAAUACAAUUUGCUGGUGUGCUCAUUGGCACUUUAACUUUUGGAGCAAUAUCAGAUGCAUUUGGACGAUUUGCACCCAAUUGGCAUUUCUUAUUAUUUUGCCGUUUUAUUCUUGGUCUCUGUAUUGGAGGAGAUUUGGUCGUUGUAUAUACUUUUGUGAUGGAACAAUUGUUACCAACUCAAAGGAUGGCUAUUAGGGGAUUUUUUAAUUGGGGAGUUGCCCGCCUAAUAUUUACUUUGAUUUGUAUGUUUUUCCCUGAUUGGCGUUCUUCAAGUAUUGCUUGUGCUAUAUUUUCAAUGCCUGCAUUAAUUAUUAUAAUAUUUUUAAUGCCUGAAAGUCCAACAUGGCUACAUAGUAAGGGUCGUCUUGAACAAAUGCGAAUAAAUGAAAGAAAAAUUGCCCGGUUAGCAGGUCUUCCACCGACAAUUAAAUUACCUGAACAUGAAAAAUUAUCACCAAAGGAAAAUUCUUUUUGGAAUUUAAUCAAAGAUAAGACGCUUUUGAGACGUGUUUCGGUUCUUUGGGUCAUGUGGCAAAGCCUUCUUUCGUCGAUAUGUGCAAUCUCUAAAAUAUGCCUUGUUAUAGUUGAUACUGUAUUUCCAAAAUUUUCUCGGCGUAAUCUCCAUCAAGGGGCACAACUUGUAGUAAUUAUCUCUGCAUCGCUUCUAGUCUUCUUCGUUUUUUAUGAUCAUGAUGGAAUUGGAAUUCUUUUGGCUAAUUUAAUUGGAAUAACUUUCAUUGAAUUAACUUGCGCCGUAGAAUCGGUGCCAACAUCAUUGAGAGCCUCAUCAGUUGGUUCAUGUUCACUUAUAGCUCGUAUUGGUACCUUAAUUGCUCCAGUGGUCUUUAAAAUUUUCAUAAAAUUUUCAAAAUUUAAUUAUUUUCAGUUAGUAUUUUUAAAUACUCGUUGGCCCGCAAGUGUUUAUUUAAUUAUUGUCUUUAUUGGUUCAAUAAAUUUGUUGAUUUCUUGA